Molecule: messenger RNA, 1161 nt
Organism: Microplitis demolitor
Lineage: Eukaryota; Metazoa; Arthropoda; Insecta; Hymenoptera; Braconidae
Product: transmembrane ascorbate-dependent reductase CYB561
Exons: 4
Coding region: 202-942 (246 amino acids)
Molecular function (GO): oxidoreductase activity
Source: RefSeq, a predicted model, not a curated record
AUACUAUCUGACAGCAACUUACUGUACCUAUUUUCAAGCCUUGAAGAUAAUCAAUAGACGCAAUAGACUCUUGCGAUCGCUAAGAUACGCGCAUUUUUUGGUAGUUAGUAGUAGUAUACCUACAACUGUUACAAUGUUAUAAAGUAACUAAGUACCUGUUGAUCAAAAUAUUUAAAAAUUAUUUACAAAAUAACUCACGAUAUGGACCAAAUCGGGGAACCAGCGGCUGAAAAUUUGGUGGGGUUUAAAUUUUUAUUGGGCGUUACCGAAGUAGUCGGACUUGUUUUAAUUAUUUUGAUGAUAGUAUGGACUAAAAAUUUCCAAGGAGGUUUUGCAUGGACUGAUAAUCCUACGCUCCAAUUUAAUUGGCAUCCAUUAUUAAUGACUAUCGGCCUAGUAUUUUUGUAUGCUAAUGGUAUGCUAAUUUACAGAUCACAAAGAACAGUACGCAAAAGAAGACUGAAGUUAUUGCAUGGAGGAAUUAUGAUUUUUACACUUGUGAUGACUGUAGUUGCAUUAAUUGCCGUAUUUGAUAUGCACAAUUUAAAAAAACCGCCAAUUCCUAACAUGUAUACAUUGCACAGUUGGGUUGGACUCAGUAGUGUCAUUCUAUUUGCAUGCCAAUGGCUGGCAGGUUUUAUUUCAUUUUUAUUCCCUGGUCUUCAUGUAUCAAUACGUUCAGCAUAUUUACCAAUCCACGUUUACUUUGGAACCGCUGGAUUUGUUGGUGUCAUUGCUUCCUGCUUACUCGGAUUAAAUGAAAAAGCUAUUUUUGCAUUAAGCUCAAAAUAUUCGCAGUUCGUACCUGAAGGAAUUUUGAUAAACGUCAUGGGCCUACUGUUUGUAAUUUUCGGAGGUCUUACUGUCUACCUAGUGUCUCAUACCGGAUACAAACGACAACCACGCACUGAAGAUGAUAUUUUAUUAACUGGACGUCAGUAAAAAAUGUUAUUAUUAUAUUCCGUGUUGAGUGAUUUUAAAGUAUAUGUGUGCUAAAUAGUAUUAAAAAAAUGCUGGUGCUUGUAUUUUUUAUGUUCUAAUAUUUAUUGAUAUAUGAUUCUAUUAAUAAUAUAAUUAAAAAUAUAUGUAUAAUUUACAAACUGAAAAUCAUUUUGUUUUAUAUAUAUUAGAGUGGUCUUCAAAAAAGUGAUUUUAGAAAUU